This is a messenger RNA of Phragmites australis (common reed), 1509 nucleotides long. Its product is annotated as putative disease resistance protein RGA3. The transcript has a single exon. Bases 1 to 1509 code for a protein of 502 amino acids. Gene Ontology annotation, molecular function: ADP binding. NCBI's taxonomy places the organism in Eukaryota, Viridiplantae, Streptophyta, Magnoliopsida, Poales, Poaceae. The record is from RefSeq and is a predicted model, not a curated record.
AUGGAGACAAUCAUCUCUGCAAUCAUGGGCGAACUUGCCACUAGAUCCCUCUCCUUCUUGAUUGGUAGAUACUUAAAGACAGCGUCAUCGAAGGAGGAGAGCUCACAGAGAUUACAAUGGAUGCUUCAGCGGGUUCAUCUCACCGUCGAGGAGGCAGAGGGGAGGUGCAUCACAAACCAAGCAAUGCUUCAGCAACUGAACAUACUAAGAGAAGUGAUGUACCGAGGCUACUACAUUCUAGACACCUUCAUACAGCAAGCCCCAGAAGAAGAGAAGGACAACGAUCAAGGCACGAACCGCUCCUUAUCACUGUCUAAAUUCAAUCCUGCUAAGCGUUUUUGUUUCUCAGCUGGAAGUAAAUAUGGCACAAAAAGGACAGAAGAGAUGCUUGAAAGUGUAGAGAUCGCCAUCGCUAAUAUGAGUGAGUUUGUUAUUUUCCUGAGAAAUUACCCUCGUAUGUUUCGCCAGCCAUAUAGCACAUAUCUGUUUAUUGAGAAGUGCAUGUUUGGUCGCCAAAUGGAGAUGGAUCGGGUCACCAACUUCUUGCUGUAUGAAGAACCUCCUGUUGAUGGCAACUUCGGUGUCCUACCAAUUGUAGGUCCAGGAAAAGUUGGAAAGACUACUCUUGUUGAGCAUGUUUGCUGCGACGAAAGGGUGCGUAAUCACUUUUCUUGUAUUAUCUUCUUAAGCGACAAUGAUUUCAGAGAAGAAAAGCAAUGCACCUUAAGAGAUCAAGGUAGAAUCAAACAUCAACAUGAUGACUCCAAUGAAGAAAAACUUCUGGUCAUUGUUGAACUAGUUGGGAAUGUUGAUGAAAGUGCAUGGAGAAGGUUGCUCUCAGCUUAUCAAAGUAGCGUUUCAACAAGCAGUAAAAUUAUAAUAACGAGCCGAUCUGAGAAUAUCACAAACUUUGGAACAACGCAAGCUCUCAGCUUGAACUUUUUGUCUCGAGAGGCAUAUUGGUACUUCUUCAAGGCACUUCUGUUUGGAAGCACAGACCCUGAAGAGCAACCGAUGCUAGCAUCCAUAGCAUUGAAGAUAUUUGAUGAGUAUUUUGACCAAGAAAUAUAUACACCAUUCACUGGACCUUUCAUAGAUCUAAACAACGCGGCUAACCUUCUAAAAUCUAGGGUUGGUGCGCAGAAUUGGCGCAGGAUUCUUGGCUGCAUCAGGGAGAACAGGCAGCAAAAUGAGCGUUUAUCUAGAAAGAUCCUAAGUGAUUUUGGGAUGGAAAAUGAUCAUAUAUUUCUUCGGAGAGUAACUGAAACUACUCAAUAUUGUGUACUUCACAACCAUGAUCGGAUAAGGCUUGACAACGAAGAUACUCCCAAAACAACUUUGGUAGAAAUUAUUUCUGGGAGUGUUCCACCUCAUGGCAAAUUUGAGGUCCUAGUUUGGAAAUCUCACUUGCCACCAUAUCACAACCACAUAUAUAGCUGUGAGAUUCUUGAUCUUGGGUGCGAGGUUACCAGGAAUAAGCAGUGUGAGAAGAGGAAGAUUUUGAGUUAG